AGUAUCUAUGCUGGUACGGUCAAGGCGAGUGAUCAGAUACUGCAUUUGAAAUUACAUCUACACAUGUACCACAGAAUAGCAUUACAACGAACGACUUACCAUUUCGUACACUAAUCUACACACCACCAUGAUUUCCACCACCGAAGCCAAUGAGCAUACCAAAUACUUCACCCACCACUGGACCAUCACAAUGCCCGAACGCCGUAACCUGAAAUUCACACACAACACACCUGCCUCUGAUCUCGAUACAUGGUUCGCCAUGGUCUUUGACCCCCUCAACCGGCCACACGACGCGACCCUGCGCGACAGAGCACGAGACCCAGCAGCAAUAGACGAAUACAAAGCCAGCACAAUCCAAAAAUAUGCUGACGCAAUCACGCAAUUCAACCGGAUCGAUAUCGGCGUCGAGAUUGACGACGAACUAGUAGGCGGUGGGAAUCUCUCUUUACUGCCGAAUGGCGGAGUGAAUAUCGGGAUGCAGUUCAAUGUUGGUGCGCGGGGCCAAGGGCUCGGGAAGUUGACAAUGAAAAUGUUGAUUCAGUUGAGUCGUCGAAUCGGGUUGGAGAGGCUGCAAGCGGGGACUAUGAAGUCCAAUGAGCCGAUGCGCGCGCUCAUGGCUAGUUUGAAGAUUCCGGAGAGAGACGAGAUUCAAGCGGUCCCCGGGAGGGGUGUUGUUGGGGAGGUGUUGUUCGAAAUUCCUACGAAUACAGAGUGGCAGGAUCUGGAUUUGCAGGUGCAAUUUGGUCAGAGUGUACAAGUUAAUUAG
Messenger RNA from Talaromyces proteolyticus, 766 nucleotides. RefSeq lists its product as uncharacterized. The transcript has a single exon. Lineage: Eukaryota; Fungi; Ascomycota; Eurotiomycetes; Eurotiales; Trichocomaceae. Gene Ontology annotation, molecular function: acyltransferase activity, transferring groups other than amino-acyl groups. The coding region runs from base 128 to 766 and encodes 212 amino acids. The record is from RefSeq and is a predicted model, not a curated record.